UAUUGUGAAUUAUGCUGUAUACGACCGUCUUCCUACUAUUUCUAGCUGGAUUUUCUACAGCAUUUCAGUUAAGGGAUCGCCUUUUAUGUACAGUGCAGUUUUGGAGUAGUGACAAUCCUCUUACUCAGGAUAUACAAACAAAAAACUCGACUUGCACCUCUGGUUUUAUAGAGUGGAUAUAUCCAGAGGGACGUAUUCGAGUUCAUUUUCCUGACGUCCCGGAUCAACUCUGUAUCACACGUGGUAUAGCUGCCGAGGAUGACGUCAUUACAAAUGUUUAUUACGAAGAUGGAGAACAAGCCCGGGACCUUCAGUUUAAUGCCGAUGGAAGAUCCUGCUUUAAUCCCACCGGUACAGAAACAUCAGUAGUAUUUGAGGGACCCACAAGAAUGCAUACACUCAUGGCAUCAUUUGCGUACGAGAUGAUCUCCUCCAGGGACCUCAGCUUAGUGGACAGAAUGCAGUCUUUCAUUCACAUGGCAAUUCGGGCAGUUCGUCCAUUUGGCUAUUUUCUACGACAAUGGAAAAUCCCGAUUAACACUGAUCAAAUGUAA
This is a messenger RNA of Saccostrea cuccullata (small rock oyster), 554 nucleotides long. RefSeq lists its product as uncharacterized. The record is from RefSeq and is a predicted model, not a curated record. Bases 12 to 554 code for a protein of 180 amino acids. NCBI's taxonomy places the organism in Eukaryota, Metazoa, Mollusca, Bivalvia, Ostreida, Ostreidae. The transcript has 3 exons.